This is a messenger RNA of Puma concolor (puma), 1310 nucleotides long. RefSeq names its product interleukin 11 receptor subunit alpha (gene IL11RA). The record is from RefSeq and is a predicted model, not a curated record. Lineage: Eukaryota; Metazoa; Chordata; Mammalia; Carnivora; Felidae. Gene Ontology annotation, cellular component: membrane. Gene Ontology annotation, molecular function: protein binding; cytokine receptor activity.
AUGAGCAGCAGCUGCUCAGGGCUGAGCAGGGUCCUGGUGGCCGUGGCUACAGCCCUGGUGUCCACCUCCUCCCCCUGCCCCCAGGCCUGGGGCCCCCCAGGGGUCCAGUAUGGGCAGCCUGGCAGGUCCAUGACACUGUGUUGCCCUGGAGUGACUUCUGGGGCCCCGGUGUCCUGGUUUCGGGAUGGGGAGACAAGGCUGCUCCAAGGACCUGACUCUGGGCUAGGGCAUGAACUGGUCUUGGCCCGGGCAGACAGCACUGAUGAAGGCACCUACAUCUGCCGGACCCUGGAUGGUGCACUUAAGGGCAUUGUGACCCUACAGCUGGGCUACCCCCCAGCCCGCCCUGUUGUCUCCUGCCAAGCAGCUGACUAUGAGAACUUCUCCUGCACUUGGAGCCCCAGUCAGGUCAGCGGUUUACCCACCCGCUACCUCACCUCCUACAGGAAGAAGACAGUACCAGGAGCUGAUGGCCAGAGGAUGAGUCCACUCCAUGAGCCGGCUUGCCGCGUAAGGAUCCCCAGGGCUUCCUUUGUAGUCCAUGGGCGUGAAUUCUUGCUGGAGCACAUGCGAACACUGCUGACUGAGGUGAACCCCAUAGUCAUGGGACACUGCGCCCUGGAUGUGAGCUUGCAGAGCAUCUUGCGCCCUGACCCACCUCAGGGGCUUCGAGUAGAGUCGGUACCUGGCUACCCCCGCCGCCUGCAUGCCAGCUGGACAUACCCAGCCUCCUGGCCCCGCCAGCCCCACUUUCUGCUCAAGUUCCGACUGCAGUACCGUCCAGCGCAGCAUCCAGCCUGGUCCACGGUGGAGCCAGCUGGAUUGGAGGAAGUGAUCACGGAUGCUGUGGCUGGGCUGCCCCAUGCUGUACGAGUCAGUGCCCGGGACUUUCUGGAUGCUGGCACCUGGAGUGCCUGGAGCCCCGAGGCCUGGGGGACUCCAAGCAUUGGGCCCCUGCCAAAGGAGAUACCAGCUGGGGGCCAGCCACACAAGCAGCUGGAGGAGGAGCCUCAGGCAGACUGCCCUGCUUCCCCCAGGCCCUCCCUCUUGCCAGAUCCACGGCCACUUGACCACAGGGACCCCCUGGAGCAGGUAGCGGUGCUGGCAUCUUUGGGAAUAUUCUCUUUCCUCGGACUGGCGGCUGGGGCCCUGGCACUGGGGCUCUGGCUGAGACUGAGACCAGAUGGUAAGGAUGGACCCCAAAAGCCUGGGUUCUUGGCUCCAGUGAUUCCAGUGGACAAACUUCCAGGAGCCCCAAACCUGUAGAUGACCCAGGAGGGCUUCAGCUGAUUCCACCUAUAACUCUGUCU